Messenger RNA from Sinocyclocheilus grahami, 3379 nucleotides. RefSeq lists its product as uncharacterized. The transcript is spliced from 21 exons. The record is from RefSeq and is a predicted model, not a curated record. NCBI's taxonomy places the organism in Eukaryota, Metazoa, Chordata, Actinopteri, Cypriniformes, Cyprinidae. Bases 1 to 1944 code for a protein of 647 amino acids.
AUGGUCACUCAGUCCCCAGCCCCCGCAGUCUGGAACACAGUGACUGUGUUCAAAACUGUCAGAUGUUUUACAAGCGACUCGCGUCACCGAAGCAGUCACAGACAUUACGCCUCAUCAGCGCAUAAAACACGCAUCGGAUGCGCAUCGGGGUUUUGGGGCGAUACUGCAACCUCAGUUCCUCAGCUCAUAUAUGGUGGGAAAUUGGACUUCCUUGUGUUUGAUUAUCUGUCUGAAAUCACCAUGUCACUGCUUUCAGCAGCCAAAGCUAAAGCACCUAAUAUGGGAUACGCUCCUGAUUUUGUCCUUUCCCUUUCUCCAUUUAUUAAGGAUAUCAGCAAAAAAGGUAUUCGUGUGGUCAGUAACGCUGGCGGUGUCAAUCCUCUUGCCUGUGGAGCAGCUCUACAGGAAGUAGUUCAAAAGGCGGGGCUUGACUUGAAGGUAGCUGUGGUUACUGGUGAUGAGCUGAUGCAUCAGAAAGACUCUUUGACUGAACUCCGGAUGGCUGAUUCCGAGGGAAAGAAACCGCUUCCAAAAACCGUCCACAGCAUGAAUGCAUAUUUGGGCGCCCUCCCUAUUAAACGGUGCCUGGACCUCGGGGCUGAUAUUGUAGUGACGGGACGCUGCGUGGACAGCGCUGUGGUUCUUGGACCGCUGAUGCAUUCGUUUGCAUGGGACUGCAAUAACUAUGACUUGUUGGCUGCUGGAAGCCUUGCUGGUCAUCUGAUUGAGUGUGGUGCACAGGCCACAGGAGGAAUUUUCACAGACUGGCACACAGUUCCUGACUGGGAUAACAUGGGCUUCCCGGUGGUAGAAUGUUCUGUUGAUGGCUCAUUUACACUGUCCAAACCUCCAAAAACCGGUGGGCUGGUUUCAUUUGGUACAGUGGCAGAGCAGUUAGUGUAUGAGAUUGGAGACCCACAGCGUUACCUCCUGCCUGAUGUCACAUGUGACUUUUCCAAUGUCACCAUUACUGAGAUACCAGAUGUGGAUGGUGGAGCAGUGAAAGUAGGUGGUGCCAAAGGAUCACCGCCAUCAGGUGACUACAAGGUUUGUGCCACAUAUAUGGAUGGGUUCAGGGCGACGGCGGUUUGUCCUGUUGGUGGUCCGAGAGCUGUAGAAAAAGCCAGAAGAACAGCAGAGAGCAUUAUCAAAAGGACCCAGCACAUUUUCAAACAGCUGGGUUGGGAGGACUAUGCUGAAGUCAACAUUCAAGUUCUGGGAGCUGAGGACACAUAUGGACCACAUGCCGUCAAUACAAGUCCUCGUGAGGCUGUGGUUUGGAUGGCUGUCCAUCACAAGCAGAAGAAAGCAUUAGAGUUUUUCUCCAGAGAGGUGGCACCAGCGGGUACAGGCAUGGCUCCAGGACUCACAGCUAUUGUAGGAGGGCGACCAAGAAUAUCACCAGUGCUGAAGCCUUUCUUUUUCCUGCAUCCCAAAGCAGAUUUGGAGGUGCACAUUUAUGUGAAUGGGGAGUUUGUGGAGACACACAGAGAGGCAGUAUCAGACCCUUCAUUAACUGAAGGACACGACCCCUUCCUCCAUUCAGAGGAACAUGGCCAAGCACCCACAGAUCUGCCCUCUGGCCCGCAUACCUUCAGACUGGAGGAGUUAGCAUACACGCGCAGUGGAGACAAAGGGGACUCCUCAAACAUCGGGGUUAUUGCAAGACACCCACUGUAUUUCCCCUACCUGAAAAAGUUUUUAACUGCUGAAGUUGUGGAACAGUAUUUCCAACAUUUGAUCAGAAAGGAUCAGACUGACCUACCCUCUGUCAUACGGUACGAACUGCCUGGCAUUCAUGGUCUGAACUUCAUUCUUCAAAACUCACUUGGAGGGGGAGGGGUGGCGUCACUGCGCAGCGACCCUCAGGGAAAAGCUUAUGGGCAAAUGCUGCUUGACUACAAACUGAAAGGCCUUCCUAAUUUGAAAUCACUGGUCGAUUAAUAAAGGACAAGGACUAAAAGAUGUCAGGGGUGUGUUGAGAUUUCCCUUUUAAAAACUGCUUCAAAUGGAUAAUGUCAAAGAAAUGUGAUUUUAUAAUGUUUGAAAAUGCCCAGAUGGCUUAUAUUAUGAACUUUGUAGAAUGUAAACAGUGUUUUCCAUUUUAGUUUGUGUCUACUAACAGUUCCCAAACUGUUCAAGCAGUUCCACACGAUCAAAAUGUGAACUUUUGUAACAUAAAUGUGCCUUUUAUUAGUUUUUUAAAAUUAUUUUAUUUUGUGAUUAAUACACAUAAGAAUGAUUAGUAAAACAAAUGAGCAUUAAAAAUAAACAAAAUAAAAAAGCAUUAAAGAUAAACAAAAUAAAGAGCUAAUUGAAGCUGAAUGUCAGUUUUGGUGCGUCGUUGUUGAACAUGCAAGCACUUUGAUAUGUAGUGAGUACAUUAGAGAACGACGUCCUUCACUUAGUUGUGUUGAGUUGGUCACGUCUAACAGGCGAUGGCAAAACAAUAAACCCUUGAAGUCCAGAGCCACAAUGUUCUCAUAUUACCUCUGACCCCUAACGACACAGGAAGUCAGAGAGCAAAAGGUUUUUCCUCUUCUGAUGACUGAGUUUCUGUUUACCGUUAGAAUUUGCUUUAAUGCUGCUGGAAAAAGAGUACUUAUCAUUAAAGAAUGAUUGUCGAAAAUGUUCCAACCUCAACUACCUCAUGCAUUUUUAUUCACUGUGACGUUAACACAUUCUUUUGUCAGGUUUUAUGGGAAAUCGUUCAAACUGUGAUGUUUUGACCCGCAUUAGCAUGCGCUAACAGCAUGACCUCAGCGGUGCAGAGUGAUCAGUGGGAAGUGGACGGUGAGACAUGUGAAGAAUUCAUUUGUCAAUGGCUGACAGACAGAUCCAGCAGUUCUUCAUUGUGCGGAUGCAGAGCUUCUUGGCUUCAUCUUAAUGCAACAGUGUGUCAUUCACGGUCACAUAAACCAAAAUCACUCUCAUUCAAAACUCGCACAUUUAUCACAAGCGCAUUCAGCUGUCACAUACAGACAUUGGGAUGCUGGGGGACAAAACAGAGAAGGAAGAUAAAUGGCUUAUCAUUUAUCACCCGCUAUCUUUCAGCGCUGCACUGCUGUUCAAGCAAGCAACAGCUCUGAGAGAGAGAACCGAAUAAUCACUAAUCACUCAACAUUCAGCUUUUGCCCUCACUGGGACACCUUUGUUACCACUGUGACACUGAUUUCUCCUCCUGUCCAUCAUCGCUGUCCCCCAAAAGUGAACCUCAGGGGGAGGGCGGCUUUUUGGGGCAGCUUUAAUCCUUUUCUUUAUCUCUGAGUUAAGACUGUUUUGCAUCAUUUUGCUAACACUUCACCACUUAAUGUCCCGUUAAGCUCAAUGUGGGUUUUAUAAACUUUGCAUUAAGGAUUGUAUGGAGCUGGACUAUUUA